This is a messenger RNA of Cricetulus griseus (Chinese hamster), 3492 nucleotides long. The record is from RefSeq and is a predicted model, not a curated record. NCBI's taxonomy places the organism in Eukaryota, Metazoa, Chordata, Mammalia, Rodentia, Cricetidae.
AUGGGCACUAAGGAAGUCUCCAUCAGAGGCCCUGGGGUGACCCCAAUACCCAGGACUUCCAGCUUGACUCCCUGGCUGCUCAUGGGAAUGUUGACCACGGGACUGACCCUGUCAUCAAUCCCUACCUCUGUUCCUCGGGGCUUUUGGACUGUCUCUGACAACCUGACUGCAGUGGAAGGGACAACAGUUAAGCUGCGGUGUGGGGUCAGUGCCCCUGGCAGUAUUGUACAGUGGGCUAAGGAUGGGUUACUCCUGGGUCCAAACCCCAGGAUCCCAGGCUUCCCAAGGUACAGCCUAGAAGGAGAUCCUGCCAAAGGUGAAUUCCACCUGCGUAUAGAAGCCUGUGACCUCAGUGAUGACGCGGAGUAUGAAUGUCAAGUGGGCCGCUCAGAGACUGGUCCUGAGCUCCUGUCUCCCAAAGUAAUCCUCUCCAUCUUAGUUCCCCCCAAGGUGCUUCAGUUGACCCCCGAGGAAGGAAGCACAGUUACCUGGGUAGCUGGUCAGGAGUAUGUGGUCACCUGUGUGUCUGGGGACGCGAAGCCAGCACCUGACAUCACCUUCAUCCAGGGUGGAGACACCAUCCUGGGCGUCUCCUAUAACGUGAACGACGGGUCUGAGGAGAAGCUCUUCAUUGCAGAAGCUGAAGCUAGGGUGACACCCCGAAGCUCAGAUAAUGGGCAGUUACUGGUCUGUGCGGGGUCCAGUCCAGCCUUGGACACGCCCAUCAAGGCUUCCUUCACCAUGAAUGUUCUGUUUCCCCCAGGACCUCCUGUCAUUGACUGGCCAGGCUUGGAUGAGGGCCAUGUACGGGCAGGGCAGAACCUGGAGCUGCCCUGCGUGGCCCGAGGCGGAAAUCCACCCGCUACCCUGCAGUGGCUGAAGAACGGUAAGCCAGUGGCCAUAGCUUGGGGCACAGAGCAUGUCCAGUCAGUGGCCCGCAGUGUGCUGGUGAUGACGGUGCGACCUGAAGACCAGGGAGCUCAGCUCAGCUGUCUGUCCUACAACAGCGUAUCUGUAGAGACCCAGGAGCAAAGCGUCACACUGCAGGUCACCUUCCCUCCCAGCGCCAUCACCAUCCUGGGAUCUGCAACACAGUCUGAGAACAAGAAUGUGACCCUUUGCUGCCUUACGAAGUCCAGUCGCCCACGGGUCCUGCUGCGAUGGUGGCUGGGUGGACGACAGCUGCAGCCCACAGAUGAGACAGUCAUGGAUGGCCUGCAUGGUGGCCACAUCUCCAUGUCCAAUCUGACACUCUUGGUGCGGAGGGAAGACAAUGGCUUGUCCCUUACCUGCGAAGCCUUCAGCGAUGCCUUUAGCAAGGAGACCUUCAAGAAAUCACUGACCUUGAAUGUGAAAUACCCCGCCCAGAAGCUGUGGAUUGAGGGACCCCAAGAGGGGCAGUUCAUUCGGACUGGGACGAGAGUAAGGCUGGUGUGUUUGGCCAUUGGAGGCAAUCCAGACCCCUCCCUCACCUGGCUUAAGGACUCACGAACCGUGAGCGAGCCUCGGCAGCCCCAGGAGCCGCGACGUGUGCAGCUGGGCAGCCUGGAGAAGUCGGGCAGCACUUUCUCCCGCGAGCUGGUGUUGGUCAUAGGGCCUUCGGACAACCGAGCCAAGUUCUCGUGCAAGGCGGGUCAGCUCAGCGCGUCCACGCAGCUGCUGGUGCAGUGUGAGCGCACAGGACAGGCGGAUCCUCCAGAGUUUCUUGGGGAGCAAGUGCUGGCAGUGACCACCGUGGAGCAAGGCCAGGCGCUGCUGCCGGUGUCAGUGUCCGCCAACCCCGCCCCGGAGGCUUUCAACUGGACCUUCCGAGGCUACCGCCUCAGCCCAGCUGGCGGUCCUCGGCAUUCCUUCCUGUCUGGCGGAGCUCUGCAGUUGUGGAAUGUGACCCGAGCUGACGAUGGCAUCUAUCAGCUGCACUGCCAGAAUUCAGAGGGCACCGCUGAGGCGCUGUUAAAGCUGGACGUGCAUUAUGCUCCCAUCAUCCGUGCCCUCAGGGACCCUACUGAGGUCAAUGUCGGGGGUUCUGUGGACCUAGUCUGCACCGUUGAUGCCAAUCCCAUCCUCCCAGAAAUGUUCAGCUGGGAGAGACUGGGGGAAGACGAGGAUGAUCUGAACCUGGAUGACAUGGAGAAGAUAUCAAAGGGAUCCACCGGGCGUCUGCGGAUCCAUCAGGCCAAGCUCUCCCAGGCUGGUGCUUACCAGUGCAUUGUGGACAAUGGGGUGGAGCCGGCAGCAAGAGGGCUGGUCCGUCUUGUUGUCAGAUUUGCCCCCCAGGUGGAUCAUCCAACCCCCUUAACGAAAGUGGCUGCAGCUGGGGACAGCACCACUUCAGCAACCCUCCACUGCCGGGCCCGGGGUGUCCCCAACAUCGACUUCACUUGGACCAAAAAUGGGGUCCCUCUGGAUCUCCAGGAUCCCAGGUACACAGAGCACAGGUACCACCAGGGUGUUGUCCACAGUAGCCUCUUGACCAUUGCCAAUGUGUCUGCAGCCCAAGACUAUGCCCUCUUCACAUGCACGGCCACCAAUGCCCUCGGUUCGGACCAUACCGACAUCCAGCUCGUCAGCAUCGGCCGCCCUGACCCUCCUUUGGGACUGAAGGUCGUGAGCGUGACCCCCAACUCGGUAGGGCUGGAGUGGAAGCCUGGCUUUGACGGGGGUCUGCCUCAGCGCUUCCAAAUCAGGUAUGAGACACUCGAGGCUCCGGGAUUUCUCUACGCUGAUGUCCUGCCACCCGAGGCCACCACCUUCACACUGACUGGACUGAAGCCUUCCACAAGAUACAGGAUCUGGCUGCUGGCCAGCAAUGCCCUGGGGGACAGUGGAUUGGCUCACAAAGGGAUCCAGGUCUCCAUCACUACCCCAGGCCUGGACCAGGCUCCUGAAGACACAGACCACCCGAGGCCCACAGAGCAGCCUCCAGGCAAGUGCUCCUUCCUGGGGCCUCCUCCCAUUUUUUUCUCUCUUGGCGGUCUUCUGUUGCUCUCCAAUGCCUGCUGUUUUGGGGGGCUCCUGUGGCGGAGAAGACGGAGGCGCCUUGCAGAGGAGAUCUCAGAGAAGACAGAGGCAGGGUCUGAGGAGGACCGAGUCAGGAACGAGUAUGAGGAGAGUCAGUGGACUGGGGACCGGGACACACGAAGCUCCGUGGUUAGCACAGCAGAAGUAGAACCACAUUACCAGUCCAUGAGGGACUUCAGCCCCCGGCUUCCCCCCACACUGGAAGAGGUGCCUUAUCCCCAAGCCUUCACAGGAGUUGAAGAUGAAGACAUGGCCUUCCCUGGACAUCUGUAUGAUGAGGUGGAGAGAGCCUAUGGCCCACCUGCAGGCUGGGGACCCCUCUAUGAUGAAGUCCAAAUGGACCCCUAUGACCUUCGCUGGCCUGAGGUCAAGUAUGAAGAUCCAAGGGGGAUCUAUGACCAGGUGGCAGCAGACUUGGGUGCUGUGGAACCGAAUUCUCUACCCUUCGAGCUGAGGGGACAUCUGGUCUGA